AUGGUUCUCCAAGAUCUCGGCCGCCGCAUCAAUGCGGCCGUCACCAACCUGACGAGGGACCAGAACCUCGACGAAAAGGCCUUCGACUCGAUGCUCAAGGAAAUCUGCGCCGCCCUCCUCGAAGCCGACGUCAACGUGCGACUGGUCGGACAGCUGCGCAAGUCCAUCAAGGGCGCCGUCAACUUCAAAGAGCUCCCCCCGGCUGUCAACAAGAAGCGGCUCAUCCAAAAGACGGUUUUCGACGAACUCGUCCAGCUGGUCGAUCCGCACACCGAGCCGUUCAAGCCCAAAAAGGGCAGGUCCAACGUCAUCAUGUUCGUCGGCCUGCAGGGCGCCGGCAAGACGACGACGUGCACCAAGCUGGCACGCCAUUACCAGACCAGGGGCUUGCGCUCGUGCCUCGUCUGCGCCGACACGUUUCGAGCCGGAGCCUUUGAUCAGCUGAAGCAGAACGCGACCAAGGCCAAGAUUCCGUAUUAUGGCUCCCUCACCGAGACGGACCCCGCCGCCGUGGCCCGGGCCGGUGUCGAGCAGUUCAAAAAGGACAAGUUUGACAUCAUCAUUGUCGACACGUCGGGUCGGCAUCGCCAGGAGUCGGCUUUGUUCCAAGAAAUGGUGGACAUUCAGCGGGCAAUUCGGCCCGACGAGACCAUCAUGGUGCUCGAUGCAUCCAUUGGUCAACAGGCCGAGUCGCAGGCCAAGGCCUUCAAGGAGGCGGCCGAUUUUGGAGCCAUCAUCAUCACCAAGACGGACGGCCACGCGCACGGAGGCGGCGCCAUCUCGGCCGUCGCCGCGACGCGCACGCCCAUCGUCUUCAUCGGCACCGGCGAGCACAUGCUGGACCUCGAGCGCUUCGCCCCGCAGCCGUUUGUGCAGAAGCUGCUGGGCAUGGGCGAUAUGGCGGGCCUGGUGGAGCACGUGCAGAGCCUCAACCUGAACCAAAAGGACACCAUCAAGCACAUCCAAGAGGGCAUCUUUACGGUCCGGGAUCUGCGCGACCAGCUGUCCAACAUCAUGAAGAUGGGCCCCCUGUCCAAGAUGGCGGGCAUGAUUCCCGGCAUGAGCAGCAUGAUGCAGGGCAUGGACGACGAGGAGGGCGGGGCCAAGCUCAAGCGCAUGAUUUACAUCUGCGACUCGAUGACGGACAAGGAGCUGGACUCGGACGGCAAGCUGCUGAUUGAGCAGCCGAGCAGGAUGACGAGGAUAGCACGGGGCUCGGGCACGUCGGUGCGCGAGGUCGAGGACCUGCUGACGCAGCAACGGAUGAUGGCGGGCAUGGCCAAGAAGAUGGGCGGCAACAUGAAGAACAUGCAGAGGGCGCAGCAGGCCAUGGGCGGCGGCAACAAGGCGCAGCAAAUGGCGGCGAUGCAAAAGCGACUGCAGAGCAUGGGCGGAGGCGCCGGCGGCGCUGGCGGGGUCCCGGGCGGAAUGCCGGACAUGGGCUCGCUGAUGAGGAUGCUGGGCGGCGGCGGCGGCGGCGGCGGCGGAGGGAUGCCUGGCGGAAUGGACCUGCAGGGCAUGAUGCGGCAGAUGGGCAUGGGCGGAGGGAUGCCAGGGAUGCCAGGGAUGCCAGGGGCGCCCGGGGGGCGGGGCCGCGGCCGACGGUGA
Messenger RNA from Hirsutella rhossiliensis, 1608 nucleotides. Its product is annotated as SRP54-type protein, GTPase domain-containing protein. The record is from RefSeq and is a predicted model, not a curated record. The transcript is spliced from 2 exons. NCBI's taxonomy places the organism in Eukaryota, Fungi, Ascomycota, Sordariomycetes, Hypocreales, Ophiocordycipitaceae. Bases 1 to 1608 code for a protein of 535 amino acids. Gene Ontology annotation, molecular function: 7S RNA binding; GTP binding; GTPase activity. Gene Ontology annotation, cellular component: signal recognition particle, endoplasmic reticulum targeting; cytosol. Gene Ontology annotation, biological process: SRP-dependent cotranslational protein targeting to membrane, translocation; SRP-dependent cotranslational protein targeting to membrane.